Molecule: messenger RNA, 2772 nt
Organism: Opisthorchis viverrini
Lineage: Eukaryota; Metazoa; Platyhelminthes; Trematoda; Opisthorchiida; Opisthorchiidae
Exons: 10
Coding region: 1-2772 (923 amino acids)
Molecular function (GO): S-adenosylmethionine-dependent methyltransferase activity
Source: RefSeq, a predicted model, not a curated record
AUGGAUCAACAGAAUCCAAACGGAAAAUUGGAAUUGAAAAUUAGUGCAACUUUGAAACGACUGGAUCAAUUACUUGCACUACUGGAUGGCUACAAGCCCGUGUUAGAACAUAACGCAAAUAGUGCGGCAGUUGAAAUCAAAGCGAAUUUUGAUGGUUUGAUCGAUGCACUUCAUCAAAGACAAGUGAAUCUGCUGAAACAACUGGACAAAGUUUACAAGGAAAAGAUCGCACUGAUUGACAGUUCUAAGCAAACAAUUGAAGCUUUGCGUGCUGGAAUUACCUCCUGUGUCUCUACACGGAAUGCGAAUGACUCCCGAAUUCACGACUAUAUUGCUCGCUCGGAGUCCGUUUUACUCAAUUCUAGCUCCGCACCGUUUGUCUCCUUUCGCGCGGACCGCUCUACUUUGCAUCAAGCGAUCGCGAACUAUGGUCGAGUUGCAUCUCGUUAUUCCGGUCAUUUUGCUGAUCCUAGUCAACCAUCCACCUGUUUGCCACUAGCGGUCGAGGAAGAGGAUAACCAUGAAGAAUCACAUGAACACACAACUAUGUUCACUCACGUCUCUGGCUCAUGUUCUUGUGUGAAGCCUCAUUGGCGGCAGUGGUUAUUUAGUGCGGCUCACGACUGUACUCCAGCACAAACGCUUAAGGAUGAAGCCCAUAGACUGCCAACUCCAAUACUUCCAAAUUCGAACGCCACAAGCGAAGUUUUGUUAUUGGAACCUUAUGCGUCCACAAGUAACCCACGUAGUUCUCAGCCAUCGGCAGACACUACAAAGAAAGCAACUGAUAUAAUGUCCCCAUUGUCUGAUCUGUCGUGGACCAAUCGCUUCGUCACUUCGAAACGACACCUGAUGCUGCACGAUUUCAUUCGUUCAUCAGGACCGGCCUUUCGAAGGCCGUCGCAGGCGGAGUCCGAUUACACAGCCACGACUUCUUCGGACAGCUUUACCAUCCUCACGGGAUCUACGAAUGGCCGAAUGGAUGAUUUAAGGGACUGGCUCUUCUGUGACCCGACUGAAUUAGGAGAUAUGCCCGGACUCUCCGCAAUCCUUCCUUCCAUGCGCCAGAAACGGUUUUCUGCUUCGGAACAAUCGACGAGAGAACUGGUUCCUUGCUCUUCAACACAGUUUCGCCCCCCAACAGGUGUAUCAUCAACAACCACGCAAUCAAGUGCCAGUACAAGCAGUGUCACUUCAACAGUGCCACUGUUACCGGCACAUUUACUGAGUUCUGGGCCUGUUGAUCUAUCCCUUUGGUUACAGUCCCAGUCAGAACCAAAUUCUGGCAUGGAGCAGGAAUGUGAACAGAAUUUGCAACCCAAAAAGGACCCCCCGCUUGAACAACCUGAUCUUAUGGAAACAGUGACCAUAAAGGGCUGUCCUUAUGCUCAAUGCAUUGGCGGUCCGGGAGGACCAACAUGCUGUGGUGCUCGUAUGAAGUGUCCUAAUGCUGCGGAUGAUACAAUCACGGGACCCGCCGAUACUGGUAAUGUCGCUAACAACACGCCAACGGUGAGCCCUUCUGAUCCACCCUCCAAUUUAUCGUCUGUCACGACAAGUGGAAAUGUUCAUCCCGUCGUAGCACAGUUGAACCAAAUAGCCGCGUCGCACUGGUCCAAUUGGGUAGAACCUAAAACCGCAAACGGCAAUGUGGACAAUACUAGCUCACUUCCUGGCAUUCAAGGGCUUUCAAAUAAACCAUGGUUGUACGACAAUGAAGCAUCGGUGUUGAACACGGAUUUCAUGCUGUCAAUGAUGAUUAUGAUGACGGUUCGCAACGGUCUGUGUUUGUCGUCCGCCAUCUUUCGACGAGCUAUCAGUUCGUUAGCUCUAAGAGACCACCAAUCUAUCCUUGUCGUUCCGUUGUGUGAAGGGUUACCAGUUCAUUUGCCACCGAACUUUGAAGAAACCACAAAACAUUUGGAAGUACAGUUUGCUGCGGAAUCUAAACAUUUCAUAAGAAGACGUCAUUCAUUGCCCCCAACACGACGUGCGGAAUAUGCCGGACAACAUAAACUUGAUUAUCUGGAUCAAGUUUUGCAAAUGCACACUACUAGAACUGAAAUCCAAAUAGCAAUUUAUCUGUUCGCGUUGGAAGUUUGUUUGGGUUUGUCUACUGCCACUUCCUCUGCGCGUGCCCUACUUGACCUUGGCUGUGGUUCUAUGCACGCACUUGCCCCAAUAAGAUCGGUACUGCAGAGUAACUCUAUUUUUUCUAUUGGUAUUGAUUUGCCAAGUUCCAGUCUACCAGGCGAUGGCUCAAAUAGAAUACACUGUGAUCUUGUUAAACCCCCUGUGGUUCCUGUGCGUGACGCUUGUAUGGAUUUCAUAUUGUCCAUAUCUUUCUUACAAUGGUUGACAUCAUAUACGAUGAAAGCUACGUACCCGGCGAAAGCCAUCAUUGGAGACAUCGCCAGAAUACUCAGACCGGGUGGACAAUGUGUAAUACAGUUUUAUCCAUUGACUAAUGACGAACUGGAGUUAACGUGCAAGUGCUUGAAUAGAUCGAAACGGGGAGUGGGCGAGAUGGUUCAGUGGUUAAAGUGUGAAUUUACUGACCAGAAGGUCGGUGUUUCAAACCCGACCUCUACCUCUCGAAUUCCCCUCUCUAGACUUGAGCAACCUGGCAUUAUCCCAGCCGUCGUCCUUCAUUCCGGUUGCAUGGUAGUUAGCCAUCGAAAUGGCGCCACAGAUGAACGAUACAUUGACUGGCUCUCAUUGAUACAAGGAAAUACCGUCAGUCGCAGACAGGUAGGAGUUGAGUGUCAGUGA